AUGUCGCACUUUAGUGAAAGUGAGAAGUUGAUGAUUAUCAACGUCUUUAAAUACGUAAAAGAAUCUUGGCCUGCCGAUAAAUAUCCUUCAAAACAGGAGAUGAAAGAUAAAACGGCCGAUAUUUUGGGCAUUUCGAAAUUGGCGGUGUACCGUAUUCUAAACGAAUACACUAAAACGGAAACUGUCAAGCCAGCUGCAGCACCAAAAAAACGCAUGUCAAUUAUUGAAAAGAUAGAUGAUUUCGACAAGUCGUGCAUUAGAAAAAUUGUGCAUAGCUUUUAUUUAAAAGGAGAGUUACCUACAGCAAAAAAGGUAUUACAGGUAGUAAAUGCCGAUGAAUCCCUACCAAGCAUGGGCCUGACAUCGCUGAAAAAAGUUCUAAAACAUUUGAAAUUUAAAUAUGUCAAACGAAGGAGAAAUAAUGCGUUAAUCGAUAGAGAUGACAUAGCAUUGUGGCGUAUAAAAUAUUUGAUAAACAUGAAAACUUUUCGAGAGCAAGGACGACCAAUAUAUUACUUGGAUGAAACUUGGGUGAAUGCAGGGCACACUGUCGGCAAAGUGUGGGAAGACACUACAGUGAAGUCACGCAAACAAGCCUUUUUAGAGGGUCUGUCGACGGGCGCUAAGAAUCCUACGUCUAAAGGCAACCGCUUAAUUAUUCUGCAUAUUGGAGGCGAAGAAGGAUUCGUGCCGGAAUCAGAAUUGGUUUUUGAAUGCAAAGGUACAGGCGAUUAUCACGAAUCAAUGAACGCCGCCAAAUUCGAAAAUUGGUUCAAAGAAAUGUUGCCAAGACUUGAGCCGAACGCGGUGGUUGUGAUGGAUAAUGCGAGCUACCACACAAGGCGAAAGGAGAAAACCCCCGUCACAAGUUGGAAUAAAACAAAUAUUCAAAAAUGGCUCACAUCUAAGAAGAUUACUUAUGAACCAAAAGAAACCAAAGUUCAGUUAUUGGAAAAGGUGAAAGGUGUAAAAACAGAGUACCAAUCGUACGUUAUAGAUGAAAUGGCGAAAGAAGUUGGUGUGGAGGUAUUAAGAUUACCUCCAUACCACUGUGAGUUGAACCCUAUUGAAUUGGUGUGGGCAGACGUGAAGGGCUACGUGGCAAGAAAUAAUACCACAUUUAAGAUGGUAGACGUAAAAAAACUGCUCCAAGAGGCGUUGAAAAACAUUACACCGGAAAAAUGGAAAAACUGUAUAAGCCACGUAAAAAAGGAGGAAAUAAAAUUAGGUGGUUUAGACAAUAAUAUCGACAAAACUAUUGAUUCUUUUAUCAUCAAUGUAACAGGUGAAACGUCGUCUGAGGAAAGCAGCAGUUCUGAUACCACGGAAUCUGAUUCUGAUUAA
Molecule: messenger RNA, 1344 nt
Organism: Vanessa atalanta (red admiral)
Lineage: Eukaryota; Metazoa; Arthropoda; Insecta; Lepidoptera; Nymphalidae
Exons: 3
Coding region: 1-1344 (447 amino acids)
Molecular function (GO): nucleic acid binding
Source: RefSeq, a predicted model, not a curated record